AGUUUAACCCCCCACCCCCUCCUCACCCAACAAGGCUGACAGCAAAUUAAAUGGAUGCCCCACGAACAAGUUAUAGAUCGCGCUUGAGUGUUAUUUUUUUGUUUUAAAGCAGUGGAUUUCUUUUCUCUUCUUGUUUUGUAUCCAAAAGAAAAAAUGUUGAUCUCGUUUUUGCUCAGUGCUCUGAUUGUAUGCGAGAUCGAAGCGCUAGGCCAGCUCUCCCCCAGCGUAACCGGGACGAGACCCCCUCCUCUGCAUGUCGAUGAUGAGGGGAACUCGUUCUCAACGGACCGAGAGGCUCCCAAGCGACAGCAGCAAGUCCUCGAACGCUUGUCCGGUUCAAGCUUCACCCUGAAGGUACAGGUCACUGACAUGCUGACUCGUCAGUACCUGAGUCAGGCAGAGGUGGAUCUCUACGUCAAUUACACCAGAACCAACACAGUUCUUACAGCGGACGACGGCAGUGUUUUUCUCCAAGUACCUUUUCAAACUGGGUCACCUGUCACAGUUGUGGCGUGCAAGGACGGCUACAUUUGCGCAUUGCUUCCAUACAGAACUAUGAGGACACCAAUAUUUUCUUCGGUGACCGUACCACUAUGCCGUCUGACACAAGGAAACAUCUGGAUUUUUGAAGACUCUUUCCUGAUCACUGACAAAACAUCUGAUACUUCAUUAGAGCCUGUUGUCCAGUUCCCAAAGAGUCUGCUGAACCUGACCGAGGGCAGUGACAUCGCCUCUUUUAAAGCUUACUUGACCAUCCCGAAGCCACCUUUACAGGAACGAGACUUUCUCAAGACCUUGGCCAUCAUGAGCAGAACAACAGGAUACAUCAGCAUGGAAUUGAAUCCAGUUGCGGCAGUUAGUGUGCGACUGUUCUCCGGAGACACAGAGCUGCAUAUCAGUGGACCCAUAAAGAUCAGCCUAACUCUUCCCGACAACUGUGAACUGCAGUCUUCAAAUGCAGUUCCAGCAUGGUUAUAUAACCGCACCACUGGUGGCUGGAUGAGACAGGGAUUAGGGUCGGUGGUGUCAGAAGGUAGAAAAUUGAGUUGGACAUUCACCGCUCCUCAUCUUGGUUACUGGAUUGCUGCACCUAUGCCAACUGUUGGACAUGUCUUUAGACCUGACAUCCUCAGGGACGUCUUUGUCCAUUAUUCACCUUUCCUGAUGGUCAUUCUUGGAGGAAUGCUUUGUCUUUUUGCCUGUCUUCUUGCUGGCCUGUUGUAUUGUCACAGAAACUCUGCAAGGCAAACUAAAGUGACGCAGAUGGUGCCACUGAUGAGAAAAGACCAAUCCACCACGACCGGCAGCAAUGAAGACAUUGAAGGAUCUUCUCAAUUUACCGAAAAAAGGGAUGACCAUCAUAAUGUCAGCGUAUCCAUCUAUAAUGGCAAUAUUAUAGCCAAUCCAAAUGCAUUGGCCGGCAGGGCUGAAGCCAAUGAUGUGAUUCCUUCAAGCAAUACAACGGAGCUGAUACGAGUUCCGGCUUCUCUAACAGACUCUCUGGUGUUUUACAACCAGCCUAUUGCCAUUCUGCAUGCGGCUGCAUUUUUCCAAGUGGAAGACCAACAAGAGGAGCUCCACUGGAGCAAGUCAGUGGCUUUGUAUACUGGUGGCUCGGAGAAACUGAGUGAAGAAAGCUGCAGCCAAAAUGUGUCACCUAGUUCCUCUGCCACUGCGAACCAGGGAGGAGAUCCCAAAAGACAGGUUGUCAAUUUGGAAAAUGCUCAGGUCCCAACAUCCAGAGGCCAGUAUAGUCUCCUGGAAUCUGCAUCAGUUCCAGAAACAUUAAGUAAAAUGCGGACCAGUAGACACUCGAUGGACGCCGCGACAGAACUUUCAAAAAUGCCUUCCUCGCAGCCUCCCCGGGCCUGGUUUGUGAGUCUGGAGGGCAAACCUGCGGCCGAGAUCCAUUAUGCCGUGGCAGAGCAGCAGCGGAGAAGAAGAGCGGCGGAAAGUCAAGAAACCAGUUUGGAUUCGGGCGUGGAUAUGAUCGAGAUGAACCAGACACCCGGGAGGAGAGCUGUAACUCUGGAGAGGAACACUACUUUUGUAAAGAGGACAUCCAGCAACAAACAUCCGUCGCAGUAAAAUCACCAGUCAGUGUUCAGGUCUGCAGUGCUUGAAGUGAAAUAGCAUCAGAUGUAAUUACUGUAUGUCAUGAUGUGAGUGGCUGAGUUCACACAAUCAGCAUUCUAGCUACAUCUGCGAUAUAGCAGUCGUUGAUUUAAAAUAUGAUUCGUUUUCACUCAUUGUACUGUAACUGAACAAGAUGUGAUUCAUUCUCUCCUUCAUUAGUUUCAUCAAUUGACAAGUUAAAUUGCAAAGCUUUUUUGUCAUUGAUAAUGACUCAUUUGGAUUGUCGGGUGUCAAGGCAAAAAUGUUAACCCUUAGUAGACAACAGACAGGACAAGCACACUGAGAAUAAUAAGAGAUACAAUUUAAUAAAAACUUGCAUCCAAGGAAAGAGUUAAAAUACAACCUGAUGGCUUUCAGAAGUGUCUGCCUUGUUCUCCUUUUUAGGCAGGUUUAUAUAUAUAUAUAUAUAUAUAUAUAUAUAUAUAUAUAUAUAUAUAUAUAUAUAUAUAUAUAUGUAUAUAUAUAUAUAUAUAUAUAUACACACACACAGAUACACACCUAUAUCUCAACAGGCAGUUAUCAUCUGCCUCAUGCAAGUGGUGCCCCAGCUCUUCAACAAAUGGAAGUUUAUGUUUGUCAAUUUGUGUUUACCACAGUGGAAUCAAUCUUUUCCAAAACCUCCAAAACCCUAACAUUAUCACACUGAGUUGUUUUUGCCAUAUAGUCUCAUGAACUAAACAUUUUCUUCAUGCAAAAUAAACUCUUUGUUUAUUUUCUUCUGGCUUAAUGUCAAUAUCCAGAUUUCUAAAUAAACUAAACGUGUGUAAUUCAA
This is a messenger RNA of Phyllopteryx taeniolatus (common seadragon), 2908 nucleotides long. Its product is annotated as protein FAM171B-like. The transcript has 8 exons. Lineage: Eukaryota; Metazoa; Chordata; Actinopteri; Syngnathiformes; Syngnathidae. The record is from RefSeq and is a predicted model, not a curated record. Bases 154 to 2088 code for a protein of 644 amino acids.